AUUGGCCGUCUGAACAGUGGCAGGGCUGAUAAACCCCCAGGCUUCCCUGCUGUUCCACAUCACUCUGCUUUACUCUGUGUGUGUAUACGUGUUUUUAUAUAUGUGUUUGAAACAAACAGAAAGCCUGUAAGGACCUACGAGAGGGAGAACUCUUCUGUUUGCCUGACACUUCAAAAACAUGGACGCUGCAGAGUUCCGGAGACGCGGGAAGGAGAUGGUGGACUAUGUGGCUGAUUAUUUAGAGAACAUUGAGAAGAGGCAGGUUUACCCCGAUGUGGAACCUGGAUAUCUCAGGUCACUGAUUCCUGAGGAAGCCCCGCUGGAGGCAGAGAGCUAUGAGGAUGUGGUCAAAGACAUAGAGAGGGUGAUCAUGCCAGGGGUGACACACUGGCACAGCCCGUACUUCUAUGCAUACUUUCCUACUGCCCACUCUUUUCCCGCAAUGCUGGCUGAUAUGCUGUGUGGGGCCAUUGGCUGCAUUGGAUUCUCUUGGGCAGCGAGUCCUGCCUGUACAGAGCUGGAGACAGUGAUGCUGGACUGGCUGGGGAAGAUGCUGAAGCUACCAGAGGAUUUCUUGGCUGGUACAGAGGGCAGUGGGGGAGGGGUCAUCCAGGGCACUGCCAGUGAAGCCACUCUCAUAGCUCUUCUUGCUGCUCGUUCCAAAAUCGUCAAACUGAUCCAGACUGACCAUCCUGACCGAUCUGAGACAGAUAUUAUAUCCAAACUUGUUGCCUACUCAUCUGAUCAGGCACACUCAUCGGUGGAGAGGGCAGGUUUGAUAGGUGGAGUAAGGAUGAAGAAAAUUCCCACCGACAGUAAGUUUUCUGUGCGAGGAGCUGCACUGCAGAAAGUUCUAGAAGAGGACAGAGCCGCAGGACUCAUACCAUUUUUUUUUUGUGCAACACUAGGAACAACUCCAUCCUGUGCAUUCGACUGCAUCACUGAGCUUGGCCCUAUAUGUAAUGCAGAGAAGAUCUGGAUGCACAUUGAUGCUGCAUAUGCCGGGAGUGCAUUUAUCUGUCCAGAGUUCAGACCCCUGCUGAAUGGCAUAGAGUUUGCAGACUCUUUCAAUUUCAAUCCUCAUAAAUGGCUCCUGGUCAACUUUGACUGCUCAGCAAUGUGGGUGAAGAAAAGAUCAGACAUCAUUGGAGCAUUUAAAAUCGAGCCGCUUUAUCUGAAGCAUGAUCACCAAGAGUCAGGACUUGUCACUGAUUAUAGACACUGGCAGAUCCCAUUGGGUCGUAGAUUCCGCUCUCUCAAGAUGUGGUUUGUGUUCCGCAUGUAUGGACUCAAAGGUCUCCAAGCCUAUAUCCGCAAGCAUGUAGGACUGGCCAAAGAGUUUGAGUCUUUGGUGAAAGCUGAUCAACGCUUCGAGAUUUCAGCUGAUGUUGUGCUGGGCCUCGUCUGCUUUAGACUCAAGGGCUCCAAUGAAUUAAAUGAAAUUCUGUUGAAGAGGAUCAACAGCGCACGUAAGAUCCAUUUGGUACCGUGCCAACUGGCAGGCAAGUUUGUUCUGCGGUUCGCCGUGUGUGCCCGUACUACUGAGUCGCGGCAUGUUCGGGAGGCCUGGAGCCACAUCAGCCACCUGGCAUCAGAGCUGCUUCAGGAACUGCGCCACUGACUACUGUGGUGGGCAUCACAUGUUAAGACAAAUGGGUGAUCUGUAUUACGUCUGCUGUCCACAUGGUCUUACUUUCACUCUACUGCUGCAAUUCUUUCUACUAUUUAUUGUCAAAAUGUAUGUAUGCAUUGUCUUUUACUUAUUUCACUUUCAUAGCUUUGUUCACUCGUGCUGCAUUUUCAUGAAGCAAAAUCAAAUAUUGAGCAUAAUUUCUCUUUCUUUUCUAAAAGCUUUGUUCUUGACUCAGCACAGCUGCUGUGAUGAGAUAUCUCACCAACAUUCUUUGACAGCCAUUGUGCCCAAAUAGUUAAAAAGAUUCAACAGUAGUGUGUGUAUGUAUUAACAUUGACAAUAAAGUGCAUUUCU
This is a messenger RNA of Cyprinus carpio (common carp), 1987 nucleotides long. RefSeq names its product aromatic-L-amino-acid decarboxylase. The record is from RefSeq and is a predicted model, not a curated record. Lineage: Eukaryota; Metazoa; Chordata; Actinopteri; Cypriniformes; Cyprinidae. Gene Ontology annotation, biological process: amino acid metabolic process; catecholamine metabolic process; serotonin biosynthetic process. Gene Ontology annotation, molecular function: pyridoxal phosphate binding; aromatic-L-amino-acid decarboxylase activity.